AGACGAACAGCCAUUACUUCUUGCACCAGGUGACACGUUGCUAAGCAGUGCCACCAGUCGAGGAACGAGAAGAACGCUGUCGCAUUCUGCUUCUCUGACUUCGUUGUUCAAUGGAAGACCCUCUGAACAAGGAAUGAGCAGUCCUGUGUGCAUCACAUCAAAAUCACCAGCCUUACUGGCUGGAUCACCUCUACACAAUGGACACGACCUCCAGAAGCUGGCGCCGCGAUUAGAUUCAACUUCUCAACAUCAUCAACAAGGUCAUGAUCCACUCUUGGCCACCUCAAGAGGCUCAUUCCACGAGCUUUUCGCAAACACGAG
Amoebophrya sp. A25 is the source of this 321-nucleotide messenger RNA. The record is from the annotation of a GenBank genome assembly. NCBI's taxonomy places the organism in Eukaryota, Dinophyceae, Syndiniales, Amoebophryaceae.